ACGAAAUACGAAAGUUACAGUGCUACACAUUUUAAAUAAAAACCAAAUAUUGCGGUACAUUUUAUAAUUUAACACAUUUAUAAACCGCGAAAAUACACAAACUAUUUAAUUACAGUCCGAGGCAGACAAAGUCACUACUUGUGUGCGAAUUGAAAUGAAUAACAAAAAGAUCCUCGACUGCUUCACCCUUCUACUAUGUGGAUUACAAAUAUGCAAUUGCCUUAGCUAUGAGAAGGUUGGCGAAGGUUAUUAUUUCAUAGGCAUUGGUCACACCGAUGAAAACAUUUUCGAUUACUUCGAUGCACGCAGAAGUUGUUGGCAAAACGGUGGAGAAUUGGUUUCUGUGGAGACGGCCGAGGAAAUGAUGCUCUUGCAGAUCUACAUAUCGUCGAAAGGUUUUAGUGUUGUGUUCAAGUCGAAGAUGGAAAAGUCCUGCGAGACUAUGUUGCUAGCCCUUUUACUUCUGGCCAGCUAUGCCAUCAUCUAUAUGCAUUUCUGGAAGCCUCGUUGCAUGAAACCCUUUGUUGAGAUUGGAAGUAGCUGCUACUUUUUCUCUACCAACAAGGCACCCACUUAUGAGUACUAUAAGGUGUCUUACAAGAGUCGCAUAUACAGUGUGCCAGCCAUGCUAGACUGGUUGCACGCGGGAUUCGCGUGCGAGGCAAUGGACUCCAAUGCCCGCUUGGUGAGCAUCGAAUCCGCUGAGGAGAUGCGCAACCUGGCCAACUUUAUGCUCCACUCUGCCCAUGCCAACACUCAUCCGCACUUCUGGAGUGGCGGACAUCGUGGUAAUCUGGCUGCCAAGGUAUUCGACCAUCUCAGCAUGAAGAACUUUUACUGGCUCAACGAACUCCAUCCCAUGAACUACUCCAACUUUCUUCAGCAUGAUCCAGAUGGCGGAAGCAAACGAUACCCCAAUGGUUACUGUGUUUACCUCGACUUCUUGAAAGCCGAUCUGGUUAUGCGAUCAGCUAAUUGUAAACAUCAAAUGGCCUUUGUCUGCGAACUGCCCUGGCAACGAUGAAACCCUUAUAUAAAAAAAGAGAAUGCAAUCAGAGCUUUCAUAGAAAUGAUUAAUACAAUAUAAUUAUAGAAUACAAUCACCUUGAUUUUAAUUGGCAACUGCAUCAGCUUACUAAGAAUCUAGAAUAGCCUCGAUUGAAAAAUAGAUUAGAUUUUACUAAAAUUAAAAGUCAGCAAUAGUUACUCAAGAAUUCACUCACAUUCAUCGAUUUCUAAAUUGAAUCAUUUAAUAUAUUUAAUCCAACCUCCCUUACAAAAAUUUUGAUUUAAGUUCAUUAACUGCUUGAAGUUCUCCAAAAGCUAUAAAAAUACAUACAUUCAGAAGAUCAGAUCUUAACGUUGGUAUAUUGCAUUAAAAGUUUUUAUAUAGAUUUUCGUAUUGUAAUGUUUAUAUCAUCAAAUGUGCAUGUGAUCGUUAAAUUUAUAAACAUUUUUCGCCCGAUAAUAUUAAAGUAUCGAUUCCGUUUGUAAUUGUUGCCCCGACUGUUACCUUUGCUUAAGAGAUAAGAUAAUAAAGUAAUAUAUUUAUGAA
Molecule: messenger RNA, 1555 nt
Organism: Drosophila albomicans
Lineage: Eukaryota; Metazoa; Arthropoda; Insecta; Diptera; Drosophilidae
Exons: 7
Coding region: 155-1024 (289 amino acids)
Source: RefSeq, a predicted model, not a curated record